This is a messenger RNA of Dissoconium aciculare CBS 342.82, 703 nucleotides long. RefSeq lists its product as uncharacterized. The record is from RefSeq and is a predicted model, not a curated record. The coding region runs from base 309 to 671 and encodes 120 amino acids. NCBI's taxonomy places the organism in Eukaryota, Fungi, Ascomycota, Dothideomycetes, Mycosphaerellales, Dissoconiaceae. The transcript has a single exon.
CAGUCCAUUUUCGGAAACGAAUCUACGUGCGACCUGACCAGCAUCUCAACCACCACGAGGAGGCUGGUUCUACCAAUGAGACAUAGACGAACGUCGGAGGCCGGCAGAACACGAGUGAAAUGGACAUACAAGUUAUCCUGCACCGGAUCGCUUGACGGAGGCGCACAGUGGUGUGACUGCAUGUCUGAACAUACGCCAUUUUGCUAAAGGCCGGACUUAUUGUGGGCUCAACGGCUAUGUGGUGGUUUCGAAUUCUUGUUUAGAGUAGUAGCCCGCUCACGUGGAGCGCAUGAACCACUGAACCACCCAUGUUGCGUGUUCAGUACCAACUACCAAUGUCAGGGCAGAGUAUCCGGGAAGCCCUCUCGGCUAGAACAGUGACACAUUUAUCCAGGCAUUUCUUGGUGAUAGAAGAAUCAGGGAAUGCCGUAGAAGUGCGGUGGAUUCCCGAUGUGUAUGGUCGUGAAGAAGUCCGAGGGUUUGUGCGUGAUUUCUACUUGAAAAACGCCCACACUCAACCCACCUUACCCGAUUCUACUUAUGUCGCAUGGUUACCGGCGCCCCGCGGUACGAGUUACAUCGCUGGGGUGGUCAGUGACGAUUUGCAGAACAGCUCAAGUUCAGCCUGGUGGCGUCGUAAGCGUUCUUGUCUAUAUUGCCGAUGGGUGUAGGUGGUGCUUCAACAAGCACCAUUGACCAGGAG